CGCGCCGCCGCCCCGCAAUCACAGCCCGUGCCGCCGUCGCCAAGGUCUUGCGCUUGUUGUCAUCUGAUGGACGACAAGAGUAAUGUGAAGAAGGAAAUAGAUGGAUCCCUUGCGCCCCGUCCUCGCAAGGGAGGACUUAAAUUCGCACCCAGGAAGCCUCCAAAGAAACCUGCAAAGGUUAUUCCGAAAACGGAGCCUGUUGAGGAGAGCAAGGAUGAAAUCAUUGAUAAGGAAUUGCUGAUGAAACUCAAGACAUCACAAAGCACUGAUCCAUUUGGAAGAAGACCGAAGAUUGAGAAAAAGGAAAACCAUACAGAGGUCGCAUUUGGACAAGGGAAUUCUUCCUAUGCAAGAUCGUUUCCUACUCGACAUUAUGCAACAGCACCAAAAGAACCAAAAGAAUAUGUCGAUCCAUGGGACUAUACACAUAGCGAUUAUCCUGUUACUCUCCCACUUAGGAGGCCCUACUCUGGGGAUCCUGAAAUUCUUGAUGAAGAGGAAUUUGGAGAGUCUUCUGCCAGCAGAGGUCAGGAUGAUGAAUUAACUGCAGCAGACGAACUUGGAUUAAUGGAACGGUCCGACACACCACAGUUACUCUUCUUCCAGUUACCUUCGUCUCUUCCUUUACCAAAGCAGGCACAAGUUGAAGAGCCAGAUAUGGGCUCCGAGGAGAAUGCCAACACAAGCUCUAAAGUGGCACGUGAGCAAAGAAGGCCAUCAUCAUUGCCUGGCUCUAAAAUCAAAGAUUUACCAGCAGGUCACAUGGGGAAGAUACUCGUAUAUAAAAGCGGUAAAGUGAAAAUGAAGAUCGGAGAUGCUCUAUUUGAUGUAUCUCCUGGCUCAAACUGCUUGUUCGUCCAAGAGGUUGCAGCGAUUAACACAAGAGAGAAACACUGCUGCACCCUGGGAGAGAUCAGUAAGCGUGUGGUUAUAACCCCGGAUGUUGACUAUCUGCUGGAUCCUACUGAUAAGAUGGAAGAAUAAGCCCAUCUUUGAAUGGGAUGUUCUUCAUGAGAACAAUCUAUGAGUAUGCUUGCCCUUCCGGGGCUUCAUUCUAGGAGGGAGGCAUCAAUCUUUUUUCCUCUCCAUAUGCUAAUCUUCUCGGUUUUCGAUGAAAUGCUUGAUCCGCAAAAGAAGAACAAUAGUUGAGUUGGUCAGUCAAUGACAAAUAGGUCACUGCUGAUGCGAGGGGAACGAAAUAAGGUUGUGGUUUUCCUAUGAAAGAUAAGCUUGUGGAGCGAUUUUGUGCAAUGUUCAGGUCUUUUGAUCAAGUUUUCUGAACUGAAGGUACUUAUAUAUGCAAACAACAUUUUCUUUUCUUACCAUGGAUGAUAGUAAAAAUGCAAUGGAUGUGUCAG
Messenger RNA from Lolium rigidum, 1358 nucleotides. RefSeq names its product DNA-directed RNA polymerase III subunit RPC4-like. Gene Ontology annotation, biological process: transcription by RNA polymerase III. The transcript has 11 exons. NCBI's taxonomy places the organism in Eukaryota, Viridiplantae, Streptophyta, Magnoliopsida, Poales, Poaceae. Gene Ontology annotation, cellular component: RNA polymerase III complex. Gene Ontology annotation, molecular function: DNA binding. The coding region runs from base 67 to 984 and encodes 305 amino acids. The record is from RefSeq and is a predicted model, not a curated record.